Molecule: messenger RNA, 5593 nt
Organism: Anopheles darlingi
Lineage: Eukaryota; Metazoa; Arthropoda; Insecta; Diptera; Culicidae
Product: neuropeptide Y receptor type 2-like
Exons: 4
Coding region: 1201-2907 (568 amino acids)
Biological process (GO): G protein-coupled receptor signaling pathway
Cellular component (GO): neuron projection; plasma membrane
Molecular function (GO): neuropeptide binding; neuropeptide Y receptor activity
Source: RefSeq, a predicted model, not a curated record
UGAACGGAGCCGGUCGUCGAGUGCUCGUUGUCUGUUUUACACGUUGCGGUUUGUCGUCGAGUAGCGUUUCGAAGUCAUUUGUGAUUGUUAAAAGUGUUGAAAGCGACGAUUGAACUGUUAUAAUAUGUAAGAUAGAUUGAGCAGAAGUGAAACCAACAUUGAAUAGCAUGAUUGCUAUAGAUAGUAGCAAAUCGUAAUGUAUGCUUUGUAUGAAUGAGUCACUAACACACGGUGGACAGACGAAGCAACUGUGAAUCCCGGUCGUUUCAUUUCGAUUGCUGCAUGAAAUGUUAAAGCACAUCGUGUGAUUAUGGAGUGUUUGAGUUGAGCCAUUGCCUCCCAAUGCCAUGAAACAAUUUAUAAUUCUUUAGAUUAAAAUAUAUGUUCCUGCUUCCAUCUUGCGCUCGUUUCAGUUCGUUAACCGGCCGCAAAUAGAAAUGGAUUAACGGCGCGCAUAAGAAACGGAAUCGCAACGGCAUCAGCAUAACACAGUUUGACACGAGCGAAUCGAAACGUAAAAGUGAGUGAUAAAAAUAUACGUAAACGUGUGUUUGACGGGACUGAUGGCCCCGGUGGCCCUUGUGCUCUGCUGCUGCCGCUGCUGUAUCAUCGAGUGACACCCGGAAAGGAAGAAACCCCGAGAAACGAUUUCUCGAGCCAAACCAAACCAGGCCAUCUCAUUCGCCACGACAUUCGUCAUCAUAAUAAUCAUAUUCGGAAGAAAUGUGUUUGUCGUGCCGUUACGGGCGUUCGGUGGACCGGUGCUGAAGGAGAGCGGUGUGUGUGCGUGUGUGUGUGUGUAUGUGCGGUUGGUUGCGACGGUGAGGCCACGUGGAGCAGCAACGCGUUCACCGUGAGGCAGAUGCUCUCUCUGGCAGUGACAGUUUUCAUACGAGGUUGUGCAACACGCCGAAUCCCGAGCCGGUGCCCGCGGUCCGUGGUCUGUGGCCUUGGUGGUGUGGUGUGACCGGUGAGGUGAAGAGAAGCGAAGAGAAGAGACAGCUUGUCGUAAGCUCUGCUUGACAAGCCUGCUCUGUGCUGAAAUGAGUGAGUGAUCGUAAAUAUUUUAGUACAGCAUAAAGGUCCGCCGGUUAGGGAUCCACCGGACCGAUCAAACCGAACCCAACCAACCGCCUUUGGUUUGAUUUUUGCUAUGUAGACGCCACCGUGUCCGGUCCAGUGUUACACUCCAGCCCGACAAUGGUCUCCCUACUGUUGGCGCAUAGUGAUCUCAUGGAUGGUGACGGAGGUGGUGGUGGGUUAGUGAGAGCAACUAUUGCGGCCAUUCCGAGCGUAGUGGCUCCGAAUGGUACCAAUCAGACGCUGAUGCUCGGCGAGAUAAUGCUGUUUGGUCGUGCGAACGAGACGACGACAGCGACAACAACCCCGGCGCCCAAUGAAGACAUCAUCUACUCCAAUAAACUGCUGCAGAUCGUGUUCUGUAUACUGUACUCGAGCAUCUUUGUGCUCGGUGUGUUCGGCAAUGUGCUUGUUUGCUACGUCGUGUUCCGGAACAAAGCGAUGCAAACGGUGACCAACCUGUUCAUCACGAAUCUGGCCCUCUCGGACAUACUGCUGUGCGUGCUGGCCGUUCCGUUUACCCCUUCGUACACCUUUCUCGGGGGCUGGGUGUUUGGGAAGCUGCUCUGUCACACGUUACCACUGGCGCAGGGUUGUAGUGUGUACAUCUCGACCCUUACCCUCACGUCGAUCGCCAUCGAUCGGUUCUUUGUGAUCAUCUAUCCGUUCCAUCCGCGGAUGAAGUUGUCCACGUGCGUGACGAUCAUUGUGCUGAUCUGGUCGUUCGCCAUCUUGGUGACGAUGCCGUACGGGCUGUACAUGCGGAUGCACGGCGAUGUAGCCAACGUGACAACGGAUAGCAGUCCGCUGGUCGCCGGCGCUCAGUCCAGUGCGAUGUAUUGCGAGGAGCAGUGGCCUUCGGAGGAGAUGCGCAAAACGUUUUCCAUCGUCACCUCGAUCCUCCAGUUCGUGCUUCCGUUUCUGAUCAUGGCGUUCUGCUAUAUCUGCGUGUCGAUCCGCUUGAACGAUCGGGCACGCACCAAACCGGGCAGCAAGACUUCGCGGCGCGAGGAAGCCGAUCGCGACCGCAAGAAGCGCACCAAUCGAAUGCUGAUCUCGAUGGUGGCCAUCUUCGGGAUUUCCUGGUUGCCGCUUAACCUGGUCAACAUGUGCAACGAUUUCCACUCGGACAUCAACGGCUGGCGGUUCUAUAAUCUGUUCUUCUUUAUCGCCCACCUGACGGCGAUGUCAUCGACCUGCUACAAUCCGUUCCUGUACGCCUGGUUGAACGAUAACUUCCGGAAGGAGUUUAAGCAGGUACUGCCGUGCUUCGAUCCUUCGCGUGGUCGUGGCGGAACCAUCAACGGCACACGAGGUGGCAUUGGUGGAUGGCGAUCGGAACAACGAACCUGCAACGGUAACAAUGACACCGUACAGGAGACACUCAUACCGAGCUCGCAGGUGCUGCCGAGCAGUCGUAGCUCCCAAGGCCAUUCGCAACAACAACAGCACCAGCAGCAACAGCAACAGCAUCUGGGCACCAGUUCCACCACCUCGAGCCAGGGCCAUCAAACGACGGUCGAUUCGAUCCUGCUCUCGGAAGUCAACCCACCGUUACCGUUACCGGCGCCGCUGCCGAGUGUGCAGAGUGCGGAAACCGUCGUCCUUCCUUCCGGUGUGCUCGAGACGCCAUUCGAUGUGCAGCUUGUGCCAAAUGCUGCGGCCACCAACGGAGGCAGUAAUGGGCGUGCAGUGGAUGCAGCGCCCGCGGCCAGCGGUGUCGUAAAUGGAGGGCUUAGCCGUGGCAGUAACUCCUCGAAGCUUUCUUCGUUGAUCCUCAUCAACGAUGGUACUACGGCCGACUCCAAAGUGCCUGCCAUCCUGUAAAUGAUAACCAUCUAGGUAGCUUCAGCUUAGGGCAGAAUUGUAUCACUUAGCAACCAUCGCGCAGCGUACAUGCAGAGACAGACAGCGGGUGAACGACGUGGUCUAGCGGUGCCAACGAACUUCACCGCAAAAAUGUGGGUGCUAGCCCAACUCAUCGAGACUCAGACAGGUUUCAUAAUGUGUUAAAAUUAUCAUUUUCCUAGUGAAUAUUUUAGGAUAAGAAAGGAGCUAGAGGAGAGAAGCAUGUAACACGUGUAGUACCGUUGUUACGGCGAGUGGGAUCCGUCAAAGCCAGAGGGCCCGGAAGAGAUAAACCUACAUAAAGCGGAUGACAUGUACCGAAUGCGUUUGCCAAAGGGCAUUUGGUACACGUGUGUGUGAGUGUGUGUGUUCUUCAUGAUCUCUGUCUCGGUCGGCAAUCGGCAGACGCGUUAAGUGGUAUCACUCUACGGUGGCGGUCUUUGUAGGAGGUCAAACAAGAACAAAAAGAGAAAGAAAAUGAACAAAAAAGAAGACGUUGUAAUAAAACUUGCUCUUUCUCCGAGCCACGGCUGGUGAUGGUACGGUGGAUUGAAACAGGGUAGUAUGGUAGUAACGCGAGACAACAAGUGCUUGUUACUUAAAGUUGCCUCAUAACUCCGGUAGGGUUUACCUGGCACGUUUCCCGCGAGAUAGAUGCUGCUAUGUCGCUCGGGAGCCAUCUUUAACGAGGUGGCCGCAUAGCAACCAAUGCAGUCACUAUAGGCGACGCACGGCGGGUUGCACGUCGAUUGCAUGUAACUUCUGGGAAAAGAUAGGGAAGGAAACAACUUGCCCGUAAACAAGCAGAAACAGGUCAUGCUCGGUGAAACGAUUGAGUCCAUGAUGGUGAUGAUGAGGAAAGUUAAAGGUCAAAUAACGAAUUCUUCGAACCCAAGCCGAGAAAAGGCGGAGUAAAGUGUGUAUAAUUCAUGACUCAAUAGAUUGAAGCGUAAAAAAAUGCAUUUUAACAAGGUUGCUGCAUCGAUAUAAUUCGAGCACCUGCAGAUCCUUUAGCCUUGUCCAAGAAGCUCAAAGACGGUCAUAGAACUAGCAACAAGGUGUUGAAAUGGAGCCAAAGUAUGAUAAAGUCCGGCAGCUAGGCGCUUAUGAUUGGCUUGUGUGAUGAUUCAAUGUAGCAUAAAUGUUAGAAUAUUAGGUGCCAUACCAGCGUCACUGGAAUGAGCUUUCAGUAGCAAUUGAACGAAACAACAUUAUCCCUCACCGCCUGAUGUGUUAUCAAUGAUGGUUAUGCAGCAAAUUCAUUUGCCAAAAGGCCAAUUAUUCCAAACUGUAUUAUGUUGCUUUCAUUUAAUGCAGUACAAGAGUUACAUAAGUUACGGGAAGAAACAUUCCUAAGAAUUGAAAUGUUUAUUGAAUUCAACAACAGCUUUCUUCCAAAGCUGCCCGUUUGUAUCGUGUGAUACGUUAAGCUUCCCUAUGUUGUUUUGCUCUUCUUUUCUGCAUGGUCGAUGUAACCUCAAGGGAAAUCAACGCAAUGAUCCAUCACGAUGCCACAAGAAUGCCAAAAUCCGGGAGAGCCGCUUGAACGUUUAGCUUCUGGUUCUUGUGGUAAUCCGUUAGAUUAGUCUUUGUGUCCGAUCGGGUGAGGAAUUUUGUGGUGUUCCAAUCAUGGCAGCAACGUUCUUUGAUUGGAAAACGGACAAAGUGAUGAAGUGGGUUCUCAAAAAUGGUAACCAACGGUAUUGUACUAGAAGUAGGAAUUCUUUUUUUUUUAUUGGUCGGAUGUUUGCCUUCAAAGGAAUUCCAGUCUCAUCUGUAACAAGCCAAAUGGCGGCCUAAAGAGGUGGAUAAGUCGAGCUGCUGUGAUGUGACCCAUGAGUCCCUCUUUUCUCGAGGCUUCGAUUAAAGUGAGCCCCCAACAUUCGGAAGUGUACCUUUGUGUUCACCGUUUUAACGGUGAAGAACCGUGUUUUGUUUUCGUUCCUGGCAAAAGGAGAAACUGUCCACUGAUCACCCAUAGUACCACGUAGUAAGGCAGGGCGAAACUUUCGACAAAGGCCACCACGCGGGUGAAGGCAGGUAUGGAUUGAUUAAAAAAAGGAGAAAAAUAAGAAACCUUGUCCACCAUACGCGCCAUUGUGCUUGUGCAACAAAACAACGUUUUGUUGUGUCGACGAAAUCGACAUGAAAUUGGCCGAAAACUGAAAGGCUCCGGGGUUCACCUGGGAUGCCAUUCCGUUUCGGCUGAGUUUAUCAUUUUUUCGCCUGUGUUGACUCAACAUAACAAGCUCUUGGUUACGGGGCGGAGUUGUUGGAAGUAGAAAAGCUCAUCUGAUCCCUUUUCCAAUUGACCGUUUAUGUUGCCUCUUCGCAAGGUGCGGGACCAAGAAUAGAAUUAGGCAUAGGACCCCAUUAUGGAAGGGAAACUGAGUGGAUGUUUAUUUAUGUAUGUUGAUCGUCGUAGCAUCAGCAACGAUGGGUAAUUAAUGCCCUCUACCGUGAUUCUACGGAUGGAAGUAAGGAAGACGGUGAUUUUAGCUGAGCAAGUUAGAAUAACGUAUUGUACUGAGUCUUCAUUUGAUAAAAGAAGUAGUUAUGGGUUAAGGAGACAAACAUUUGAGAUUUAAUUUUUGAUAUCCUGUUGUUUGUGCUGUGGUCCAAAAGAAAUGUUAGGAAAGCAGAGUAGGAAGGGUAAAACGAAAGA